This is a messenger RNA of Branchiostoma floridae (Florida lancelet), 8408 nucleotides long. RefSeq names its product nesprin-1-like. The record is from RefSeq and is a predicted model, not a curated record. The transcript has 58 exons. The coding region runs from base 84 to 7232 and encodes 2382 amino acids. Gene Ontology annotation, cellular component: cytoplasm; nuclear outer membrane; meiotic nuclear membrane microtubule tethering complex. Gene Ontology annotation, molecular function: actin filament binding. Lineage: Eukaryota; Metazoa; Chordata; Leptocardii; Amphioxiformes; Branchiostomatidae. Gene Ontology annotation, biological process: nuclear migration.
GCGGGGUGGAAGCCAAGGCGAGGUGAGAUCCGCUCAGCAUGGAGGCUUUGGUGUUGACUUCACCACGAUACGACCGGUGAGGGAUGGCGCUACAGAUGUUCACCCCGACCUCCCCCAGGAGGGUUCGUCUCCGCAGGUCAGGGAGCUCGUCGGGAAGACGGAGGCUGGAGGAGCUCUUCAGGACCCCGCGCUCCUCUGUGGAGAGAAUGGACGUGUCCGGAGUGGCUCGAGACCUCUUGAUGACCGUUGACCUAAAAGAUGACCAAAUGGUGCAGACCAAGUGUUUCACCAACUGGGCAAACUCAUACCUGGCCAAGCGCAACCCUCCUGUCACAAUCUUCAACCUGUUUGAGGAGAUGAAGGAUGGAAUCAACCUGCUGUAUCUGCUGGAGGUGCUGUCUGGGGAAGAACUGGUGCCAGACAAAGACACAGGGACAGGUGUCCAGGCUGUCAGAAAGGGCCGUGACAUGACGCUGUCUGACAAGGUCACCAAUGCCAAGGCAUCGCUGGCUUACCUGGAGGACAAUGGGGUCAAGAUUCCAGCUGGGGUGACCCCACAGGAAAUCACCAAUGGAACUCCCCCCAAGAUUCUGGACCUCAUGUGGGCAAUUGUCUCACAUUACCAGAUUGAAGAGGUGGCCAAGAUGUCCCGGAGGACUGUGAGCGGACUGAAUGCGUCUAUGGGAGAUGACAGCAUGUACGGUACCAUGCCUCGCACCAGCUCACAAUCCACUACCCCUACCAAGGGGGGCAAGUUUGGGUUUAGUGGAAGCUCCUCCAGCCUGCCCUCCCUGGGGAAGAGGAAGAAGAGUUCUCGUGACCAGAGCCCAGGUCCGAACAGGAAGAAGUCAGGCAAGGAGACCAAGGAAGCCCAGAAGAUCCUGCUCAAGUGGUCACAGAAUGCUGUUGAUCGACGCGUUGUUGACGUGAAAGACUUCAGCAAGAGCUGGCGGAACGGCAAGGCCUUCAGUUCGCUGGUGCACACGAUCCAACCUGACCUGGUCGACAUGCCCCGCCUCUCCACGAAGAGCGCCUCCUCACGUAUGGAGCACGCUUUCACCGCGGCCGAGAGGUUCCUGGGAAUCCCUAAACUCAUUGACUCAGAAGACGUGGAUGUGGACAGGCCCGAUGGUCGGAGCGUGAUGACCUACGUAUCCCUGUUUGCCCAAGCCUUCCCACAAGCCGGUGGCUGGACGGCCCCCACCCCUUCACAAAGGGAUGUGCGGUACCUUGGACUUGGCAGCGGCAACACCUCGUCAUUCCGACGUGCAGGCAGCGCUAGGGGGACGUACGGUUCCUCCAGCGGUGGUGGGGGGGCCUACGUUUCCACCAGCGGUGGUGGUGGGGCUUACAGCGUCGGGGGUGGAGACAACCCCUCCGUGUCCGUCACAGAGUUCCAGUCUACCAGGACGACCGAGGUGACCAGCUACGAGCAGAACACUCAGCUGUCCAGCUACGAGCAGAGUUCACAGUUGGCUGCAGAGGACAGCUACAGGACCAGCGAUGUUACGUCCGAUUCCCUCUACGAUGAUGUGAUGAAUGAGGUGGGAGCUGGCGGAACCUUUUCUGGACAGCGGUUCAAGACUGAUGUCGUGAUGAACGGAUCCGGACAAGAGAUGCAGAGCGCCUCCAACCACCUGGAUGUUCAAGUGGGGAGCUUCCGCGGUGAAUCUGCGGCCGGCAAGGGCGGCAGGUAUUCUGGAGAGUUCAGUCAGCAGAGCUCACAGCAGACGUCCAAGGGAGGAGGCUAUGGUGGAGAGUAUGAGCAGAGUUCAGCUCAGGUGUUCACAUACGACAACAAGGGCGGACAGUCCCAGUCCACAUCUGUCCGCUCGUCUGCCCUGAUGGAAGAUGGCUCCUCCCCCACUGUCGUCAUGGCCAAUAAAGGAGACAUGUCACCAAUCCGUGUGUCUAUCAACUUACCGUCCUAUGCUGGGCGACGUGGUGGGAGUACCAGCAAGUCGGGUGGAGCAAGCCCUGGAGAAGACGAAUACAGUCGCGGCCUGGGAAACAUCCGCGGCUGGUUGGCGGAUGUGGAGAAGGAGUACCCCAAGGACAUCAUGGUGUACCAUCAGGAUGUGCAAGAGCACAUCGAGGACUUGGAGACGCUGGACACAGAGGCAGGGAAGCAGGAGGACAAGCUGAGUACCUUGAGUCGACAGGUGGACUCCGUGUUUGGUUCACGUGGCGACGAGGCCAGGGUCGCCAAGAGUGAUCUGAACGAUGUUCAGGAAGAGAUCACAAGAAUCAGAAACGAUGUCUCCAAGGAAAAGAACAACUGCACCCGGAUGCUUCCAUAUGUGAAGCGUUUCGAGGACGACACGGCAGAAAUCGACAACUGGUUGUCUGACGCUGAGAAGCUGAUGAUGUCUCAUAUGGUUGACUCCACCUCUGCCAAAUUCAACCAGAGGGUGCAAAACCACAAGGAGUUCUUCACCACCAGAAACACCAUGCGUAACAAGCUCAGCAGCUGUAACAGUGACCUGAAGAAGAUCGAGGGUCUGUGCCUGGACAACCAUGACAAGUCACCCCUGCAGACUCGCUUCGAUGACAUCGACUCCAGGUUUGAGGAUGGCAUGGCGCUGUCUCUCACCUGGGACGACAAACUGGACGAUAUCCAGGAGAACUGGAGGGACUUCGACAAGCGCACAGAUGACGUCGGGUCCUGGUUGGACAAGGCCAACGACAUCAUGACUGACCGUGACCAACCGCUGGACAUUCAGAUUGCUCGCCACGAGAUGUUGGUGACAUUCUUCAAAGAUGUGGACUCUGACAUGAUGGAGGGACUGGUGCAGAGUGGAGAGAGGCUGGCUGAAGACAUGAAUGACCCUGAGAAGGAACAACUGCAGGACCAAAUGGGCAGGAUUGAAAACAAGUGGAAGGAUGUGAUGUACCAAGCACCCAUUGCCCUGAUGAAGCUGAAAUUCCGCAAGUCCCAGGACCUGUAUAGGGAGACUGUAGACAAGGCGAAUAAGGAGACGGACAGGGAAUAUGAGUUGUUGGUAAACCCAUCGGUGGACAGGGACGACCUCCGUCACACUCAUGAGGGCCUGUACCUCAGGGAGCCAGAAGGCUUCAUACCAACUGCAGAAAGGCACGUGAGUGACAUGGAAAACUACAGCCGGGAGCUGGUACAGUACAGUGUGGAUGAGAUGUCCCUGGUGGGACCUGCUAAAGAUAACAGGGAGCACUUUGAGGGUGUGAGGAAGGAACAGCAAGUGUUGUGGGAAAAGUUGAGGAAUGCAAGGACUGACCAGGAGGGUAAAGGUCCAGGAGGAUAUCAGAUUUCAACUAACGUUACACAGGUACCUGGAGGUCAUGGAGGUCAGGGCCUUGAUGGUGUCUAUGGUCCCAAAGGAUACCCCGGAAAGGGUCGCCAGCCACCAGAUUACAACAGCGUGGAGGGAGGGUACGGAAUUGACGGCAAUCAGCAACCUCAAAGAUAUGGUGCUUUGGACAGAGGUGGUAGAUAUGGUGGCGUCCCAUCAAGGCUGUCCUAUCAGUACCCCCGGGGAUACAGACGACCAGAUAAAGGUUACAGAUAUGGUGGUGUUCCCUUCAAUAGGACCAAGCAGCCUGUGGAAGAUGGGAAACAGGGAAAAGGUGGUGGUGAUGCUGAUGCUGAGAGCAGUGCCUCAGAUACUCCAUCUGAUCAGCCACCCAAAGAAGAAAAGCAGGAAAUUGUUGAACCUGAGGCUGAUACUGUAACUGUUGCUGUUGAAAGCAGUGAUACAGUCCCAGCAGAUUAUCAGACUCCUGUUGAACAGAAAGAGCAGGAAAAUAUUGUAGCUGAAGACAAUGAAAGCAGUGCUACGGUCCCAGCAAGUGAUCAGCAACCUGCUGAAGAAGAAGAAAAUGAAGAAAAAGUAGAAGCUGAAGCUGACUGCAGUGUUACAGAUAUGCCAGAUACACAGCAAGCUGCUGAAGAAGAAGAAAAUGAGGAAAAGGUAGAGGCUGAGGCUGACCGCAACAUUACAGAUAUGCCAGAUAAACAGCAACCCCAGGAGACUGGUCGUCCAGAUAAAGGUGCCGGAUAUCAUGGUGCCUCUUCUGGAGAUACUCCCCAGCAGUUACCUGACAGUACUGACAGUGGUGGUGGUGGUGCCAGUGAUGCUACCAUCUUUGCUACAGUUAUCCCCAAAGUACAGCCUCAUGCAGUCAGUCAGGACAGGUGGAGUGAUAACUUUCCUACUCAUAAGCCACCCCCAUACCCAGGGUCCGCCGGCAUUUCACAUCUAGGAAACGUCAGUUCCACCUCUGAGUAUGAGCCACCACUAGAGCCCAGACCAGAAGCCAGUCUAGAUAGAAGAGACAUAUCAGCUAAACUCAAUGAGUUGUUUGGACAACAGCCAUUCAGCCAUCCUGGCCGCAACAGUGACAGAAAGGACAUGCAUGUCAGAUUUGCCCCCGAUCUUGAGACACCAACACAUCCAGACAAGAAAUAUAACCUGAGUGGUGAACCCACCAACCUUGAAGCACCCAUAACCAUAGUAGUGUCUGAGAAAGAGGGAGAUGCUAUUGUUGUGUCUCCAGACAAGUCCUCUUGGUACAAAGGAUAUUAUAUGAAGAUCUCGAACCCCAUGGAUCAAAACAUUUCUGGAAUGAAGGGUCGGGGAGGUGAAGACGACGACAGGGAUAGAGACAGGGAUGGCCUGCAGCGGUCUGGAGAUGGUGCCUCACAGAGGGGUGGUGGAGAUGGCUAUGGACCAGGACAAGUUGUUGGAGGCCGGGAUGGGUAUAACGGAGGCGUUGGUGGUCAAAUCAAUAUUCACGAGACCAUUGUGAUCAAUGAGUAUGAGCAAAACGUGUAUCAACAGGGAAAAGGUGGCGGCUACGGAACCGGGUCCUGGAAAACUAGACCAGAGGAGAUUGAACGAGCACACAGGUGGAAGCAGUUCUUUGAGAAGAAGGAGGCUAUGUUGCAAGAGUGUACCCAGAUUGAUGACACCUUGGAUGGGGAAGAGCAGCUGGAGAUCACUCCACCCAAUGUCAAGUCAAGGGAUCAUUUGUUUGAGCGUCUAGAUCGUGAGUUGAAGCAGAACAGAGGCGAGACCCCAGAUCUGAAGGACAUGGGCAGUUGGCUGGAGAGGGAAAUGCCUCAUAAGAAAGACGACAUCGUGGGAGACAUUGCCUUUGUUGAGAAGGCGCAAGAUGAAACUGAGGAUCACUUGCGAAGAGCAAGAGAGGAGCACGAGAACCUCCUGACAAGGGUCAACGACUUCUAUGAGUGCAAGGAGAGGACCCACAAGUGCAUCGACAGGGCAGAGCUGGUGCUGAGGAGCAGGAUCUGCCAGAGGCCUGCAGACAUCGCCAGUCAGCUAGACAAGCAUGAGAAUGCAGAGGGAGAGCUUUCCAACAACAUGCCGAAGCUGGACCUGAUGAGUAAGAGAGGGACUGAACUGGUGCAGGAUCUCAGGUCGUCCAACCUGUGGAAGACAACCGAGAUUCGUAAAGAGAUGGACCACACCUCACACAGGUGGAUCGAGGUGAGUGAGCAACUGCAUGACAACAAGGAUGUGCUGCGGAACAUGGAGAACAUCUGGGAUGAGAUGUACAACAUCAACAGUGACUUUGAGGACUGGUUCAAUGGCCCAGUGGAGGACCUUCGCAAAAAGCUGUACAGCAUCAGCGAUGCCAGCGAAGUGCCCGACAUGCAGAGGAGGCUAGAUCUGUUCCAGGAUGAGAUAAUUGACCGUGAGAACCAGUGGACCAAGCUGAACAACCGUGCCCAGCGGCUGCAGGACCUGAACCAGAAUGUGCCCAUCUCUCUGGUGGAGAGGCUGGUGCAGAGGAACAAGGACGGCAUUGAGGAGGCCAAGAAGCUAGCCAUUGAGGGAAGACGCAAGCUGGACAGCUUCAAGGCUAACCAGGACUUUGGCCGCCGCAACUUGGAUCCUCUGCAGAAGUGGCUGGACAAGGAGGAACGAUUGCUGAAGGCCCAGUAUGACCUACAGAUGGACAUUUAUAGCAAGAAGGCACAAAGAGACAAGUUUGAGAGUUUCUCCAAUGAGAUUGCCUCCCACCGCUGGAAGUUUGAUGAGGUGAACUCCAAGGCCAGGGAGGUGAACCUCAGCCAGAACCCCGAGAUUGUCAGGCAGCUGGAACAGAUCAAUGAUCGCUAUAGUGCUCUCAAGAUAGAAUGCGAUGACAUAACAAAGAAGUGUGAGGGGCACGUGGCCGACCACAGCCAGUACGAUGAGCUGUAUGACGAGGCCUCCGAGUGGCUGAAGCAGCAGAGAGAGAAGCUGAGGGAAGCACAGCAGCCCACAACCGACUGGAAGGAACUGGAGGAGCAUCAUGCAAACAUCAAUCUCCUCCUCCUGACCAAGAAGAGAGGGGAGAUCAAGAUCAACAACACCUCGGAGAGGGCAGACGUCACCAUGGAUAACACGUCUGCUGACGGCAAGCCAAUCAUCAUCGACCAAGUAGAAUCUCUUCGCCACGAGUUUGAACUCUACCUGGAAGAGCUGAACGCAGCCAAGCUGAAGGUGGAGGGCCAACUGGAGGGAAUGAAGCCCGAGAUCAACCGCUCUAAACUAAGUGACAGGAGUAUAGCGAUCGAGCAGAGACUUGACGAAAACCUAUCCCAGCAGUCAAUCAGCAGUACCUACCAGUACACUCAGUCUACCAAAACUGUCUAUGGCUCCCAGACCAUUGGCGGUUCUGGUGGUGCUGGUGGUGCUGGCGGUGGAUACGGUGGUAUCGGCCAAUCCGCUGGCGGUGGAUACGGUGGUACUAGCCAGACCUCUGGCAUUGGUAUCGGCCAAGGCGGUGGAUACGGUGGUAUCAGCCAGUCCGCCGGCGGAGGAUAUGGUGGUGGCACCGGCAGUGGAUACGGAGUCCAGACCACUAGUAGUACUUAUAGUACUAGUGGUGCUGGUGGUGGUGGUGGUGUCAGUACAGGCGUCGGAGGAAGCUCCAGCAUUAACCAGUUUCUGGGUGGAGGAUCCUCGGCCGUCUUUGACGUGUCAGUCAGCCGUGUCAAGACGAGUUCUGUCACCAAGGACAUUGGGAUCCAGCCCAGUCCCAGUCGUCAGCGGACGAGCACUUCGACAGAGACCAUGACUGACGACCUGCGAAAGAAGGUUGGCGACAAAGUGUUCCAGGAGAUCGUGCUUCAGCCAGGCGAGCGUAGGACCUUCGGCAGCGGGGACAACGUCGUUCACUACCACAACAGCCAAUCGGAACCAAUCACGGUCAAAAUCAACUACCUGGUCAACUACUACGAGUGACACAGUGGGCAGGGCCUAGGGUUACCAAACCAGCCCAGGAAUUUUCCACCCACUGUUCACUAAAGAUCAUGCAUCUUUUGCAUUUAGUCAUUUAUACGUCAGCUUACUUUUUAUCCAAAGCAUUAUAGGAUCUCCUAAAGUGAUAAAUGUUAAUAUUUUAAGUCACUGGUUGCGGAGAGCUGUCUGGUACACAGUAUAUAUUUACGACGCUUUGAUUAGAAAGAAUUACCAAUUGUAAAUUAGGGUGGUGGAUAUGCAGGAAUGGAAAAUAGCAAGAAGCUAACUGUGUAAGAAUGGAUGGCUUGCUGGGAACUGUGAUGCAAUAAACAAUUAAGUGGGACAGUAAAAACUCACCCAGUAAGGUAUAUGUGUAAUUGCCACACAUUGUGCUAGUUAAUGGAUAAGAUUGGAAGGAUUUGAACAUGUAGAAUUUCAUUGGCAAAAAGGUUCAUUUUGGCAGUUCAUCGGCCUUUGAAUUCAUCUACAUCAUAAUGAUACAUAUUAAGUAUAAAAGAUCAUGCAUGGAAAGUGACUGUCAAUCAAUUUGAUGAAAUGGAAUGAAUUUUUGAAAAGAAGAAGGUUUAUGCUCAUUAAAUUUAGGGUCUUUGUGACACAAAGCUUGCAUUAUCUGAUUACAAACUACUUUUUAUAGUUUUUGUUUAAGAAUAGACAUCCAAUACAGGUGUGGCUGAAAAAAUCUGUUAAAAAAAUUAUAGUAGGUUACAAUAGUUGUUUAGAGAACGCACUAACAUUAGAUUUUAGUUUUACUACAUGUAUAGUCAUUGGGGAAGAUGGAAGCAUAUUAAAGGUAGACAUAAAAGAAGAGCCUAUUCAUAGAAAGAUUUUAUACUUGCAACAGCAAGCAAUUUCUGCAGAAACAUAAUAAUCACAUGGAUGGCCAGUAGAUGCCCUAUAUCAGCUAUUAUGAAAGUGCAAACGUUGAUGGUGUCGUUAUUGUUGAGUUUGCCUGUACGAGACUUCUAGUCUACUGCAACAGUUUACGCCUUUGAGAUUGCUUUAUGUUAUGUGACGUUACAAGGUGUCUGAGGGAAGAGAGUCAUUUUGUAGUGCAGGAAAGUGUGUUCGUAUAUGUUCAAGUGGGUUACAGGUGCAGGAUGAAAUGAUACUGAUACUUUAGUGUUCAAAACCAAUAAAGAUGCGUCUUAGUCAUGCCAA